AUGCCAGAAAAGGCACACCCCAGGAUGCACUCACCAUCGUCAAGAGACUCGGUGCUUUUGGUCGCAAGACAGGGGGGAACGGCGAAAAGCGGCGGCGAAAGUCGUCAGGGGAAAGAGAUGACAACUGGUGGUGUUGAGGAAAGUCAAAGGAGCGACAAGAGCAGAGAGCGGAGCUCGGAGUGUAUGCGAAAUGCGGCGAUGGAUCAGUCUUCUCGUGUGGUAAAAGCAGGGUGCAUGAGGGAGAGCAUCGACGACGCGCAUCGAGAGCCAGAUGAAAAGGUGCAAUGCCCCCUGGCGCAACCUACUCCAAAACGGCAAGGCGCGUUUGCUGCACGCAAAGAGCUCCUGCUGCAGCAGGCACCUGUGGACCCACUUUGA
Sporothrix schenckii 1099-18 is the source of this 378-nucleotide messenger RNA. RefSeq lists its product as uncharacterized. The record is from RefSeq and is a predicted model, not a curated record. NCBI's taxonomy places the organism in Eukaryota, Fungi, Ascomycota, Sordariomycetes, Ophiostomatales, Ophiostomataceae. The transcript has 2 exons. The coding region runs from base 1 to 378 and encodes 125 amino acids.